Messenger RNA from Prunus armeniaca (apricot), 552 nucleotides. NCBI's taxonomy places the organism in Eukaryota, Viridiplantae, Streptophyta, Magnoliopsida, Rosales, Rosaceae. The record is from the annotation of a GenBank genome assembly.
AUGCGCAAUGUCUCUCUUCCGCGCAACGAAGGAUCUUCUACCUCCACUUCUCAAAUCGUUACUAUUAAAAGUGACAACUCCCUGUUCCCAGCCGGCAUCACCCUGAUUGAGACCAAUUAUGCCUUAUGGUCUCAAGUGAUGGAGAAGCCUAUUGCUACUCGCGAAAAAUUGGGUUACCUAACUAGUGACACUCCAAAGCCUCUUGAGCUCUCGUUCACCUACAACAAAUGGUGUACCGAGAAAUUUUGGGUCAAGAUGUGGUUAAUCGACUCCACGCCCCCCGACUUGAUGAGCCUUUUCACUUGGUUAAGUACUGCCAAAGAAAUCUGGGUUGCUGUCAAGAAGACCUACUAUGAUGGUGGUGAUGAAACUUACCUUUUUCAUCUCAACAAACGGGUGUUCAUUAUUAAACAGAACGGUGCACCUAUUCAUAAAUACUACAGCCAACUGCAGGGCAUCUUUCAAGAAAUUGACCAUCGGAGACCCAUCCACAAGCACUGCGCCGCCGACGUGACUGAGCAUCGGACAAAACUGGAUCGUCUUCGACAGUGA